ACAGGAAUCCGUUGCGUGGAUCAACACAGGCCAUGUGAAAAUGGAGGGACAUGCCUAGAUUCACCUUUUCGAUGCAUAUGUCGUCCCGGAUUCAUUGGUCCUCUCUGUCAACACCUGGAUCCAUGUCUUCGAUCACAAUGUCAGAAUGGAGCAGCAUGCAAGAGCGAGGUGCUCAAUGGUGUCACACAGUACACUUGUGUGUGCCAGAGAGGGUUCAGAGGCCAAGACUGCUCCCUCAUUGAUGCUUGUGCGACAAGUCCCUGUGCCAACGGAGCCCGAUGCGUCAAUUGGAAUAACCAUUAUAACUGUUCCUGUCCGCCUGGCUUCCAAGGAAAGAACUGCCGCAAUGACAUUGACGAGUGCCGCAAGCCUGGUGUUUGCCUCAAUGGUGGAACCUGCAUAAACAUCCAUGGAUCCUUCCGCUGUCAGUGCCAGCCAGGCUACAGCGGGCGCACAUGUGAGGUGUCCACCUUGCCCUGUGCACCAUCUCAGUGCCUUAAUGGGGGCACAUGUCGACAGACCAGCGAUCAUUCCUAUGAGUGUGCUUGCCUACCAGGUUUUGAAGGACACAACUGUGAGAACAAUGUGGAUGACUGCCCAGGUCACAAGUGCAUGAAUGGAGGAAUAUGUGUAGAUGGAGUUAACACAUACAACUGCCAGUGUCCACCAGAAUGGACAGGACAAUACUGCGCUGAGGAUGUAAAUGAGUGUCAAAUGCAACCCAAUGCAUGCCAUAAUGGGGGUACUUGCUUCAACACCAUUGGUGGCCAUACUUGUGUCUGCGUCAAUGGCUGGACUGGAGAUGACUGCAGUGAGAACAUUGAUGACUGUGCAAUAGCUGUUUGCUUCAAUGGUGCCACCUGUCAUGACCGUGUAGCAUCCUUUUUCUGCGAGUGCCCAGUUGGAAAGACAGGUUUGCUAUGCCACCUUGAUGAUGCAUGUGUAAGCAACCCUUGCAAUGAGGGAGCAGUGUGUGACACCAACCCUCUUAAUGGCCGUGCCAUUUGUACCUGUCCUGCUGGCUUUGUAGGGGGUGCCUGCAACCAGGACAUGGAUGAAUGCUCAAUUGGUGCAAACCCAUGUGAGCAUUUUGGAAAAUGUGUGAACACAGAGGGGUCUUUCCAGUGUCAAUGUGGCCGGGGAUAUGCCGGCCCACGUUGUGAGAUUGACAUCAAUGAAUGCUUGUCCAUGCCCUGCCAGAAUGAUGCCACCUGUCUUGACCGGAUUGGAGAGUUCACCUGCAUCUGCAUGCCAGGCUACGUGGGCACAUACUGCGAGACUGAUGUGGAUGACUGUGAGAGUAACCCAUGCGUGAAUGAUGGGAUAUGUCGGGAUAUGGUCAAUGGCUUCACGUGCACAUGCCAGCCAGGGUUUACGGGUACCAUGUGUCAAAUAGACAUAGACGAGUGCGCCAGCACGCCUUGUCAGAAUGGAGCAAAAUGCUACGAUCGGCCCAAUGGGUUUGAGUGCCGCUGUGCUGAAGGUUAUGAGGGCACACUUUGUGAAAGUAACAUCAACAACUGUCAGCCCGACCCAUGUCACCAUGGUACCUGCAUUGAUGGCAUUGCCAGCUACACCUGUAACUGUGAACCUGGUUACACAGGGUAUCGCUGUGAGAAUCAAUUAAAUGAGUGCCACAGCAACCCUUGUCAGAAUGGGGGCAAGUGUAUGGACCAGGUCAACAAGUACAUCUGCCAGUGCCAACAUGGAACCUCGGGUACAAAUUGCGAGAUAAACUUUGAUGACUGUGCCAGCAACCCAUGUGACUAUGGCAUCUGCAAAGAUGGCAUUAAUCGCUAUGACUGUGUUUGCAAACCUGGCUUCACUGGUCCCAAAUGUAAUGUGGAAAUAGAUGAGUGUGCAUCUAGCCCCUGCAGGAAUGGAGGAAAAUGUAUAGAUGAAGAGAAUGGAUUUCACUGCCUGUGUCCUGAUGGCUUUAAGCCUCCUUACUGCUACUCUCAGGUGGAUGAGUGUGGCAGCGGCCCAUGCGUCCAUGGCUCGUGCAGGGACGACAUUAAUGGUUACCGCUGUGACUGUGAGCCGGGAUGGGUGGGAAAGAACUGUGACCUGGAUAGGAACGACUGUCUUCCAAGUCCCUGCCAGAAUGCUGGCACAUGCAUUGAUCAACUCAAUGGUUUCACCUGCAAGUGUCGCCAAGGCUUCAGAGGUAACCUCUGCCAGGUGAACAUCAAUGAAUGUGAGUCCAGUCCCUGUCUGAACAAGGGCACUUGUGUAGAUGGCGUGGCAAGUUUCACUUGCCUGUGUGAGCUUCCUUACAGUGGACCCACUUGUGCUGAAGUCCUUACUCCUUGCUCUCCUAAUCCCUGUGCCAAUCAUGCUGCCUGCAUCCACACACCAGAUUACAUGGGUUAUCAAUGCAAAUGCCCACCAGGGUGGCAAGGUCAGUUGUGUAACAGAGAUGUGAAUGAAUGUAUCUCAAACCCCUGCAAAAACCGUGGGACUUGCGCUAACACGCUCGGAGGGUUUGUGUGCUCUUGCAGAGCAGGAUAUACUGGGCUAACCUGUGAAACAGACAUCAAUGACUGUUCACCUAAUCCCUGCCUAAGUGGAGGUUCCUGUACAGAUGGUGUGGACUUCUUCCACUGUAGCUGUCUGCCAGGCUUUACAGGGUCUCAUUGUUCUGUAGAGAUCAAUGAAUGCCAAAGUUCCCCUUGCAAAAAUGGAGGCACUUGCACAGAUUAUGUUAACUCCUACACCUGUACCUGUAUGCCUGGGUUUACUGGCAUCCACUGCGAAACAAACAUCCCUGAUUGUACUGAAAGCUCUUGCUUCAAUGGGGGGACAUGCACAGAUAAAAUCAAUGGAUAUUCCUGUACUUGUCGCUCUGGCUUCACCGGGUCCCACUGCCAGUAUGAAGUCAAUGAGUGUGACUCCCAGCCCUGCCUCAAUGGAGGCAUUUGUCAGGAUGCCCUGGAGUCAUUCCGUUGCUCCUGCCCCAAGGGCUAUACUGGCAACCGUUGUCAGACGCCAGUUGAUUGGUGCAGGCGCGCAUCUCCAUGUCAUAAUGGAGGACGCUGCCGUCAAAAGGAUGCCUCAUUCAUCUGUGAAUGUACUGAUGGCUGGUCUGGCCGUUACUGUGACAUCCCUAGAGUCUCCUGUGAAGCAGCUGCCCGCCAAAGAGGGCUCCAGACGGAUGAACUAUGCCACCAUGGUGGUCACUGUGUUAAUACCGGGAAUACUCACUAUUGCAAAUGUCCUAAUGACUACACUGGAAGCUAUUGCGAAAAUCAAGUGGAUCAUUGUGAAGACAAACCUUGUCGCAAUGGCGCCACCUGCAGGGGAUAUGUGGGAGGAUACCAGUGUGAUUGUAUGCCAGGUUAUACCGGAAAGGACUGCGAGAUAGAAAUCAACGAGUGCCAGUCUCAUCCCUGCCAGAAUGGAGGCACUUGCAUUGAUUUGGUGGGACACUAUAUCUGCUCCUGUCCCCCUGGCACCCUGGGUGUUCUCUGUGAGAUCAACGAAGAUGACUGUGCUCCACACCCGAGGCUACGUAAUGCUCCUCCUAAGUGCCUAAACAAUGGCACCUGUGUAGACAGAGUAGGUGGAUAUCGCUGCAACUGUCCCCCUGGUUUCACAGGAGAAAGAUGUGAAGGAGACAUAAAUGAGUGUCUCUCUCAGCCCUGCAUCCCUUCCAACAGUCUUGAUUGCAUACAGUUGCCCAAUGACUACCAAUGUGUCUGCAAGCCCGGCUUCACAGGUCGGAGGUGUCAGAGCAGGUUCAGUGUGUGUGAGUCUCAGCCUUGUCAGAAUGGAGGAGUCUGUUCAAUAACUAGCAGCUCUUCUCAGGGAUACACCUGCACAUGCCAACUUGGUUAUGCAGGGCCUAAUUGUGAAAGAAGCAUGUCCUGUCGGGAGCUAUCCUGCUACAACGGAGGUAGAUGUUCACAUACCCUAAGAGGGGCUCGUUGCACAUGUCUACCAGGUUAUGGUGGACCCCAGUGUCAGGAUCGCAGCAAUGAUGGGUGCUCAGCCAUGCCCUGCCGCAAUGGAGGACUAUGCACUGAAGAGACCAGCUUCCCAUAUUUCAACUGUCAGUGUAUCAGUGGAUGGAAGGGCAAACGAUGUGAGCAGCGCAGCAGAACCACUGACCCUCCAGUCCCCUCAUGCCCUCUGGCAGACUGUGCUGCCAAAGCUACAGAUGGUUUUUGUGACAAACAAUGUAAUUCAUUACCUUGUCACUGGGACGGCGGUGACUGCUCUCUAGCGAUGAAGCCCUGGGAUAAAUGUGGAGACCCACACUGCUGGCGUGUCUUCAACAAUAGCCAGUGUGACGAGUCCUGUAACAACGCUGACUGUCUGUAUGACAACUUUGGCUGCAAAACUAAGGAGAACGUUUGCAAUCCAAUAUAUGAAGCCUAUUGCAUCGACCACUAUGCUGAUGGAAAAUGUGACCAGGGCUGCAACACAGAAGAGUGUGGUUGGGACGGCCUGGACUGUGCAACGAAAAUUGCAGAAAAACUUGCUGAGAACGUCUUGGUUUUGGUUGUUCUAAUGCCUCCAGAGGAGCUUCUUCGCACCGGGACAGUUUUUCUGCAGAAAUUAAGUGCUAUCCUACGCACUUCAGUCCGUUUCCGGCUAGACAGCAAUGGAAAAGCUAUGAUCCAACCCUACACCCGCGAAAGUGCACGCAUGAAGCGGGAGCUGGAAGUCAUUGGCUCGAUAGUCUAUGUAGAAAUAGACAACCGCUUAUGCACGGAGGACUGCUUCUUUACAGCUGACAGUGCUGCAGAGUACCUUGGAGCUCUGUCAGCAGUAGAAGGGCUCCAGUUCCCCUACCCCCUUAAAGAAGUCCGUGGUGUAAAAAUCAAUGGCCCCCCUCAACCCCCCUUCUAUCUGAUGGUGGUGGGGAUAGCUUCUGUUUUUCUUUUAGUCAUCCUUAUCAUAGGUAUGCUGAUUGCUCGCAGGAAAAGAGAGCACAGCACCCUGUGGUUCCCUGAAGGCUUCUUCCUCAAGAAGGAGCCCAGCAGCAACAAAAACCGCAGAGAACCUGUGGGCCAGGAUGCUCUGGGAAUGAAGCACAUGCCAAAAACUGUGGAAGAAUCUCUCCUUGGAGAUCAUAGUGACCAGUGGAUAGAUACAGACUGCCCAGAACCAAAAAGGCUCAAGGUUGAGGAGCCAAGUAUGCUUUCAGAUGCUGAAGAUACAGUGGACUGCAGACAGUGGACACAGCAUCACCUUGCAGCUGCAGAUAUCCGUGUGCCUCCCACCAUGCCCCUCACUCCACCCCAAGGAGAAUUUGAAAGUGACUGCAUGGAUGUUAAUGUCCGAGGCCCAGAUGGUUUUACACCUCUGAUGCUGGCAUCAUUCUGUGGAGGUGGCUUAGAGUCUGAGGUAGCAGACGAGGAGGAGAAUGAAGAGUGUUCUGCCAACAUCAUCUCUGACCUAAUCUACCAGGGUGCAUCCCUUGCAGCCCAAACAGACCGCACUGGUGAGACAGCCCUUCACCUGGCUGCUCGCUACGCACGUGCUGAUGCUGCCAAGAGGCUGCUGGAUGCUGGAGCAGAUGCCAAUGCUCAGGACAACACGGGACGCACCCCACUACAUGCUGCUGUAGCUGCAGAUGCACAGGGUGUCUUCCAGAUUCUGAUCAGAAACCGAGCCACGGAUCUUGACUCACGUAUGUACGACGGAUCAACAGCACUAAUCUUGGCUGCACGGCUGGCAGUAGAGGGCAUGGUAGAGGAGCUCAUCACGUGCCAUGCAGAUGUUAAUGCAGUUGAUGAGUUGGGUAAAUCUGCCUUGCACUGGGCUGCUGCCGUCAAUAAUGUGGAUGCCACUAUUGCCUUGCUCAAGAAUGGUGCAAACAAAGAUAUGCAAGAUCUUAAGGAGGAAACCCCACUGUUUCUUGCAGCCCGUGAGGGCAGCUGUCAGGCUGUGAAGGUGUUGCUGGCUCACUUUGCAAACAGAGAAAUCACAGACCACAUGGACAGGCUGCCAAGAGACAUUGCUCAAGAGCGUAUGCAUCAUGACAUUGUACAGCUUCUUGAUGAAUAUAACACGGUGAGGAGCCCCCAGGGCCAUGGCGGAGCAGGUCACCACCUCACUGGGGGACACACCUUGUCUCCUCUUAUGUGCCCUCCCAGCGCUUUUCUACCUAAUCUGAAGAACACCCCACAGGGUAAGAAAAACCGUCGGCCUGGGGCCAAAGGUUCUAGCCUGGGAGGCCAGCAUGCCGCUAGCCUGAAGGAGUCAGUGAAGGCCCGCAAUAAGAAGCUAACCCUGGACAUGCAGAGUGCCUUACUGGAGAGCUCAGUUACUCUGUCCCCAGUUGACUCGCUGGACUCACCUCAUGGGGGAGCUAGCAAUGCUGGCUACAUCACCAACCCCACGUCUCCAGUCGCCAUGCAGUCACCAGGGCUUUUCCACCCAUCAGUGUCUGUGCCAAACACCCCGAUGGUACAUGGCAGCAUGUUAGAGGGAGGUGGCCCCUUUGCAGUGUCUCUAGCCCAACUCAAUGAUCUAGGAAGUGGAGGAAUGUCCUUGCAGGGACGCGUCUCUAUGACGUCAGAUAUCAACCAUGGCUAUGUGCUGAAUUCAAGCCAGAUGGGGCUAAAUAUGGGCAUGGUCAGUCCUGUCAGCGUGCCCUUUGAUUGGCACAAUCGCAUGCCCCCUUCAUCCCAAUGUGGUCAACAGGUAGUGAAUAUUGUGCAGAGCAGCCAGGCAGGCAUGCACCCCCAGAGUCCAGCCAUGCAGCAACAGGGCAUGCUGAUGCACCAACAGCAGAUCUACCGUAAUCCCAUGCUGCAGCCAACACCUGUUACCUCCACACCCACUAUAAGCCCUGUAAAGCUGCCUUUGAUUGCUGAGCAACAGCAGCAGCAACAGCAGCAACCACAGCAACAGCUCAUGAAUCACAACAUUACCAACCAGCAAAGCAUGGCUUCCGCCCCACCAACACCCCAGACAUCACAGGCCCCACCAGCCUUCUUCCAGCAGCAGCAGAUGCCUCAGCAGUCCUCCCAGCCACAGCCUCCUGCUCAGGUCCCCCAGGCAGCCACAUCAGCAGCUCAGCCAGCUCAGGCUCUCCCCUCCCAGCCUAGUGGUAGCAUGGCAGGAAAGGAGGAUUAUCCUACCCCUCCCUCCCAGCACAGCUAUUCAUCCACAAUGGAUGCCACACCCAAGCAUUACCCUCAUUUGCCCAGUGAGCACCCUUACCUGACACCGUCUCCAGAGUCUCCUGAGCACUGGUCCAGUCCUUCUCCUCACUGCGUCUCCGAUUGGUCGGAUUCCACACCCAGCCCAGCAGUUGCUGUCCCUGCCCAGACCCAAAUUACUCAAAUUCCAGAGGCCAAUGGCAAGAUGCAAGUUUUUGCAUGAAGAUCAUAUAGCCUCUGCUUGAAAAUGGACCAAGGGUGAAAGAAUUUGAGGACUGGCUCUUGGGUCUGUCUGUGUUUUUAUGUGUCAGCCUGUUUCCAAGAUUUUCAUUGGAUUUGGAUUGACUGCUUAUCACGAGGAUUGUCUGCUGGUCGAUUUUGCAGAGAAAAAAAGUAAAGGGAUAUGUGUGUUGUCUGAAAAAACAGCAGACAAUUUAAUGAAGUAAUUCUGUCACAGAUGGACUUGUUUUUUAUUAUAAAAAAAAGUAUAUGAAGAAAACCAAGUCUUUCAUUUCAAAGACUUGGGACAUUCCUAAAAACUAACAAACAUUUAAAAGUAGAUAAGAGGAAAAGUGAAAUGCUGAAGGGAAUUCAUUUAUUUUUAUUUAUUGUCUUAUCUAAACUACUUUUUAGUUCUUUUUCUCUGUCCUAGCUACUCAUAUAAAGUGUCACCCCAAGAUUAAAAACAGAUUGAAAUGAAAAACAAAAAACAAAAACAUUUCAAGAAUUGCCCUGCAAUUGUGAUAUCUUCAGCUGAUUUGUGGUUUUCCAUAUUAGUAUUAUGAACAAGAAUGUAGAUAAGUGUCUCUAAAGCACUUCAAACGACCAGCCCAAUAGGGCAAGUGUGCGUCCGGUACAAAAUUAUUAAAAUGGAUAUUUAUAAUAUAUGGGUGGCAUUUAAUCCAUGGUAAUUUUCUUUAUCACCUUUCAAAAUGAGGUCAGCAGAGUAAAGUUUUAGUUAAUGCUUCCAUUUGUAGCUUCUUACUGACACUGAAGUGUAUGUACUGCCAACCUUGAUAGCUUCAGUUUUAAGGCAUGUUUAUAUUCACUUUAAAAGAAAUAUGUUUCAAACAGAACUGUUUUGCCUAUAAAAUCAGCCGCUCACUGCCGUUAUGUUUUACUUUGCUUUAUAUUCUGUAUAUUUUUUUAAACACCAUUUCAGAUAUGCUAAGCUUUGCUUGUAUCAGCUGCUAUUUUUUUUAGUCUUCCCUGCAAAACAUUCCUCCGUGUUGCUGGUCUUAUUGAGUCUGGAUUCUGCACCACUCAGUGGGAUCCAGUACAGAACAGAACACAGACUAGCAGAAUUUGUUAAGCUUGUGAUGUCCCUGAUCAGACUAAAUGGACUAUUUGCAGCAGUUAAGAUCUCGGUGGCACUCUCACCUUGUCUACGGUGACGUAGUGGUCAGCAUGAAGGCGUGGCUACUGGGUUGUAACUGCUUAUGCCCUGUCACUCCUCAGGGAGGUGUUUUAUGGCAUGCAGUGGGAUAGUGCCCCUGCAUCUACAGUAGUAUCAGUCCAGGGGCUAUGUGGUUGCAUCUUAAGAUGAAUGUUAAAAUAGACCCAAGGAAAAAAACACUACCAUGUAGUGUUGUUCCCUAUAACUUUUUUGCUAAAUUCUGAGAUGACACUGUCAUUUAGCUAACCGAGAGUUGACCAAGUCUUUUAUUUCAUUGUGACAUCCUUAACAUUUUGUGGGCAUUUCAACAUAAAGUCAGAUAAUAAUAGUAGAAUUUUACAAAAGUAAGUUUCGCAUGUUUAUUUUGUGACAACAUGAACAGAAAUAAGUUGGCCACCACUUUAGUGUGUCAUAGACUUAUUAUAUCUUUCAUUUAUUGUUUAUUCUGUUCAUUAUAGAAUCAGCUACUGUUCUGCCAGACCUGAGACACAUGUUCACAGUCCAGUUCACAUCUUACUUACAAUGAAAACAGUUUUUUGGCUGUUUAUUUGUUUAUUUUUAUAUAUAACUUGUUUUACAAUUUCUCUACCAGGCCGCACUAAGUGUUUUGUACAUUUCAAUCUCUCAAGUUCUGUUUGUAAAUAUGUUUGUUCUGGGUAGAUCAUUGCUUGAGAAAUAUUGUUUCUAAAAUGAUUGUUGUGUACUAAAAGGACAAAAAUAAAAUGUACUUCAUUUAGCAUUAUUUCAA
Neolamprologus brichardi is the source of this 9259-nucleotide messenger RNA. The record is from RefSeq and is a predicted model, not a curated record. Lineage: Eukaryota; Metazoa; Chordata; Actinopteri; Cichliformes; Cichlidae.